AUGUCAAGCAAUAGAAGUAACGAAAGGCGUCCAAGAGACUCACACCAGUCAUCAUCAUCAAGACACUACCGUGGUAGUGGAAGACCUCAUCAAGAGCCACCGCGACAAAGCGAUCAGCAAGCCUCUUCAUUCUCGUCAUCAUAUCAUCAUGCUGUCGGAACCUCUCAGCAACAGUCCCCACAAGAGGCAAGCCAGCCACUUUCCGCAAACGAGAUCGAAUUUAACAAUUACAUGGCGAACGCUGCAAGACAUGUCCCUGAUAACUUUUACAAUUCCACUGGAAAUGAUCAAUGGGGACCUUUACACCUAUACGCAGGCUUGCCAGUCUUAAACCGACCCACGCCCUCGGGAACCGAACCGGUAGCAUUGAAUGUUGGCCGGAACCAUAGUUCCUGCGAAAAUUGCCAGGCAGUACCCCCUAUAAAUUUUCCAGGAGCUCACUUUCGGUGGAAGUAUAGCCAUUUAGUUGACAAUCCUGCCUGUCGGUUGGGAAUGGAAAGGGCUCUUGCCAAUGCCCCUGUCGUAACUCAGGCACAGGGAGAAUAUCUCCACGGCCAGGCUUUUGCUGACAACAAUGAUCAUGGACAAAUGCCACCUCCUGUACCUAUCCCAGCUCAUCCGUCAAUGCCCUCAUCAGCAGCUCAAAACACAUACGCGAAUACUCAAAGCCGAUAUGUUUCUCCAUACCCACUCCAACAAUCUCAACAGCCCCAACAACAACAGCAACAAUACACCCAACAACCCCCCACAAUUCAACCCGUUUUCGACCAGUCAUCAUAUGACAUAUACGACGAAGAGUAUGACAACGAGCAAUUAGACAGUGCCGCAGCAGCGGAUGAAACAGCUUCCGGCCCCGGCUGGGGCGUCGAACCACCAGUCAUUGUCCCUCGAUCAGCUUAUCCCAGUUCUGAAAGUCGUGGUGAUCGUGGUGCGCGUAGGGGCCGCAGAAGAUAG
Botrytis fragariae is the source of this 954-nucleotide messenger RNA. RefSeq lists its product as uncharacterized. Bases 1 to 954 code for a protein of 317 amino acids. The transcript has a single exon. The record is from RefSeq and is a predicted model, not a curated record. Lineage: Eukaryota; Fungi; Ascomycota; Leotiomycetes; Helotiales; Sclerotiniaceae.